This is a messenger RNA of Lasiosphaeria miniovina, 326 nucleotides long. RefSeq lists its product as uncharacterized. The transcript has a single exon. The coding region runs from base 117 to 311 and encodes 64 amino acids. Lineage: Eukaryota; Fungi; Ascomycota; Sordariomycetes; Sordariales; Lasiosphaeriaceae. The record is from RefSeq and is a predicted model, not a curated record.
GCCCGACGCAGGUCCUUUGGAGUCAAAUCGAUGGAUUGCCUUUGGGCUCGAAUGGCCUCGUCGAGGUCCGCCAUUGAGUCUGUCUCCCAAUACCGAUCAGCGAGGAGGAUUCCGAGAUGAGCCAACUGUUUUGCUCGAUGUGCGUGGUCUCCUGGCGUUGUGUCGACCCUCAGUCUAGCAGCUCGAACAGCCUCGUCAAGGUCGUCCAUCGUGGUCUCGGCGUGGAAAGGGCGCGCAAAAGUCAAACGAAAAUGAAAUUGAGGCGUGUUCAGACAGAACUCAGUUUGGGAAGCGCGCGGCAGCGGUGCUAGGCAAGUAGCAAAAUG